Molecule: messenger RNA, 1403 nt
Organism: Dioscorea cayenensis subsp. rotundata (Guinea yam)
Lineage: Eukaryota; Viridiplantae; Streptophyta; Magnoliopsida; Dioscoreales; Dioscoreaceae
Product: adenosine kinase 2-like
Exons: 13
Coding region: 91-1116 (341 amino acids)
Biological process (GO): purine ribonucleoside salvage
Cellular component (GO): nucleus; cytosol
Molecular function (GO): adenosine kinase activity
Source: RefSeq, a predicted model, not a curated record
CGUUUUCUCUCGCUCGCUCUCAUUCUCUUUUCCUCUCUCUCUCUCGCUCGCUCGCUCUCUCGAUCUCGAUCCAUCGAUCGGUGAAGCGAAAUGGCGUACGAGCGCAUCCUCCUCGGCAUGGGGAACCCCCUGCUGGACAUCUCUGCUGUCGUUGAUGAGGAUUUUCUCAAUAGGUAUGAUAUCAAGCUAAACAAUGCGAUUCUUGCGGAGGAAAAGCAUUUGCCAAUGUAUGAGGAGCUAGCCACAAAAUACAAUGUUGAUUACAUUGCUGGAGGAGCAACUCAAAAUACAAUCAGGGUAGCACAGUGGAUGCUUCAAAAUCCCAGUGCUACAAGUUAUAUGGGCUCUAUUGGAAAGGACAAAUUUGGAGAGGAAAUGAAGAAAAACUCAAAAGCUGGAGGUGUUAAUGUACAAUAUUAUGAAGAUGAGACAGCCCCAACAGGUACAUGUGCUGUCUGUGUUGUUGGUGGUGAAAGGUCCCUCAUUGCCAACUUAUCAGCAGCCAAUUGCUACAAGUCUGAGCAUUUGAAGAGACCAGAAAACUGGGCCUUGGUUGAAAAGGCAAAAUACAUCUAUAUUGCUGGAUUUUUCUUAACGGUGUCUCCAGAGUCUAUUCAACUCGUAGCUGAACAUGCUGCUGCCCAUAAUAAGGUCUUUUCGAUGAACCUUUCUGCCCCGUUUAUCUGUGAGUUCUUCCGGGAUGCUCAGGAGAAAGCUCUACCGUAUGUGGACUAUAUUUUUGGCAAUGAAACUGAAGCAAGGACCUUCUCAAAAGUCCGUGGUUGGGAGACUGAGAAUGUCGAAGAGAUCGCUGUGAAGAUCUCAGCAUUACCCAAGGCAUCAGGAACCCACAAGAGGAUUACUGUGAUCACUCAGGGCAGUGACCCAGUUGUUGUUGCUGAGGAUGGAAAGGUGAAAUUGUUCCCAGUGAUUCUGUUACCAAAGGAGAAGCUGGUGGACACAAAUGGAGCAGGAGACGCUUUUGUUGGGGGAUUUCUCUCUCAGUUGGUGCAGGAGAAGAGUAUAGAGGAGUGUGUGAGAGCUGGUUGUUAUGCAGCAAAUGUUAUAAUUCAGAGGUCAGGCUGUACUUACCCAGAGAAGCCAGACUUCAACUAAGUCUUUGACACAGGCAUGAAGAAAACAAAUUCGAUAUGAAAUUUUUCUUAGUUUUUUAUUUUUGUUCUUCUGAAUUAUGCAUUGACUGCAUGGUCUUUCAUAUCUUUGAGCGAUGUAAUAAAAGAGUUGUCAAUCGCCCAAGGCCAUCUUUUAUUUAAAAAAAAAAUAAAAAAUUUCCGGUCUUAAUGCAGUAGUUCAGAUCAUUAUGUUUCUGCUGAGUACUGUAACAAUUUGAUCUCUAAGAGCUUGUUUGAAUGUCUAAGAAAUAAAAAUAUCUGUAGUUUUCC